Nannospalax galili (Upper Galilee mountains blind mole rat) is the source of this 2153-nucleotide messenger RNA. It is a transcript of the gene Oasl, whose product is annotated as 2'-5'-oligoadenylate synthetase like. Gene Ontology annotation, biological process: regulation of ribonuclease activity; defense response to virus; negative regulation of viral genome replication. The transcript is spliced from 6 exons. The coding region runs from base 7 to 1554 and encodes 515 amino acids. Gene Ontology annotation, molecular function: nucleotidyltransferase activity; protein binding; double-stranded RNA binding. NCBI's taxonomy places the organism in Eukaryota, Metazoa, Chordata, Mammalia, Rodentia, Spalacidae. The record is from RefSeq and is a predicted model, not a curated record. Gene Ontology annotation, cellular component: nucleoplasm; cytosol; membrane.
UCAGACAUGGCACUGGCCCAGGAGCUAUACGGCACCCCAGCCUCCAGGCUGGACUCCUUCGUGGCUCAGUGGCUGCAGCCCAGUCGAGAAUGGAAAGAAGAGGUGUUGGAAGCUGUACGGACUGUGGAGCAGUUCCUGAGGCAAGAGAACUUCCAGGGAGAACGGAGCCUGGGCCAGGAUGUGCGAGUGCUGAAGGUGGUCAAGGUGGGUUCCUUCGGGAAUGGCACAGUGCUCAGGAGGAACACAGAUGUGGAGUUGGUGGUGUUCCUAAGCUGUUUCCACAGCUUUCAGGAAGAGGCUAAGUACCACCAAGCUGCUCUGAGACUGAUAUGGAAAAAAGCAUGCUGUUGCCAGGACCUGCUGGCCCUUGGGUUCUAUGACCCAAGAGUGAUGGAAGGAGUCCCCAGUGCCCUCGUCUUCACCAUCCAGACAAGGGGGACCUGGGAACCCAUCAAUGUCACCAUCGUGCCUGCCUACAGGGCCUUGGGGCCUUCCAGUCCCAACUCUCAGUCACUCUCUGAGAUCUAUGUGAAUCUAAUCAAGGCCAAUGGGUACCCUGGAUAUUUCUCCCCGUCCUUCUGCGAGUUGCAGAGAAACUUUGUGAAACACCGACCAACAAAAUUAAAGAGCUUCUUGCGAUUAGUCAGACAUUGGUACCAGCAGUACGUGAGAGACAAGUGCCCCCGGGCCAACCUGCCCCCUUUCUAUGCUCUGGAGCUCCUGACCAUCUAUGCCUGGGAAGCAGGCACUCAGGAAGAUGAUAACUUCAGGCUGGAUGAAGGCCUCACCACUGUGAUGGAAUUGCUCCGGGACUAUGAACUCAUCUGCAUCUACUGGACAAAGCACUACACACUCCAGAACCCAGUCAUUGAGGCCUUUGUCAGAACGCAGCUCAAAAAAGAAAGGCCCAUCAUCCUGGACCCAGCGGACCCCACCCACAAUGUGGCGGAAGGGUACAGAUGGGACAUAGUCGCUCAGAGGGCCAACCAGUGCCUGAAACAGGACUGUUGCUAUGACAACAGGGACACCCCAGUCUCCAGCUGGACAGUGAAGAGAACACCAGAUAUCCAGGUGACUGUGGAGCAGUGGGGUCACUCUGAUCUGAUCCUCUGGGUGAACCCUUAUGAGCCCAUAAAGAAGGUUAAAGAGAAAAUUCGACUGAGCCGGGGCUACUCAGGCCUGCAGCGCCUGUCCUUCCAGGAGCCCAGGGGCGAGCGGCAGGUCCUCAGUGGCCACUGUUCCUUAGCCUACUAUGGAAUCUUCUCCAACACCCAUAUCUGCCUGUUGGACACCAUCUCCCCUGAGAUCCAGGUCUUUGUUAAAAAUCCAGAUGGUGGGAGCCACGCCUAUGCCAUCCACCCCUUUGAUUUUGUCCUAAGCCUGAAACAGCAGAUUGAAGACAGACAGGGGCUGAGCAGCAAGCAGCAGCAGCUGAAGUUCCGGGGUCAAGUCCUGCAGGACUUCUUUGAUUUUGCAUCCUAUAACAUCCAAGACAGUGUCACCCUCGUGCUGUCUAAGAAAAGGGAAGACGAGGCUUCAUUGGCAUCCAGCUAGUUUCCUUUGGGCACGUCUCUGUACUUGUGCAAACUAUCUCAUCCCAAACUCAGCCCUCCUUCCAGUUCCCUGCUGGAAUGCUCUAGGUCUUUUCCAGUACCUUGCCAGUAGGGAUCCAGGAGGAAUGUGAGAAGAAAUACACAACUAGACAAUGGACAGAACCUAUGUGGCAAUAGAAUUCUGACCCACGAUCUGCAGCAACCAGUUUGGAGGCAAAACCACCACCUCUGUGAUACUCAACCUCAAACUGUCAGGACUUGGUCAAUAAAUGUCAAUUUCUCUAAUAAGCAACUCUGGCUAGUUCAGAGGAAGCUCUCCUGGUGAUCUCAUUGCCAGUAUCCCCACACCAACAACCUCCAACAAGACACACCUGAAACCUUCCUUCCUCUUUUCUCUCCAUUUCUCUGCCUGCCUCUGACAAGGGACAGUGGCUCAUUCCUUUGCUAAUUGGGAAUAAACAGCCUCUGUUUGUUCUCAUUUGAGUGGUCUUCAUUCAUUUCCACAGAUACUAAUGUCCUGAUGGUUAUUGCUUAAUAAAAAUGUUUUAAACUAAUUCUGCAAUAAAGUUGUGCAAUGGAACAUGAGAAAGCACAAACAUA